Messenger RNA from Manihot esculenta (cassava), 2986 nucleotides. RefSeq lists its product as uncharacterized. Bases 752 to 2668 code for a protein of 638 amino acids. The transcript is spliced from 4 exons. The record is from RefSeq and is a predicted model, not a curated record. NCBI's taxonomy places the organism in Eukaryota, Viridiplantae, Streptophyta, Magnoliopsida, Malpighiales, Euphorbiaceae.
GAAAAUUGUAGUAAUUCGCAGCUCGGGAAGUGGGUCCUACGCGUAACCCUGGAUUUGGGGGGUGGGGUGGAGUGGGAAGGGGCUGCCUCUGCUGAAAUUCAACAACAACAAACGUGGGUUACAUCCACAUUUUCAUAUCUCACUCUCGCCAUUAAGCUCCCCCACUAACUUUCUUUCUGUUUAUUCUUUUUUCUCUCUCUCUAGAAAGAAAUCUACAACAUACAGUUGCAUAUUUUCGGGGAAGGAAGUUAGAGAGGAGCAUUGUGCUUAGUGGAACCUGGGAUUUAAUUUAUUAGCAUUAGUGGGUUUUGAUUUUUAGUGCUCUUUCCCCCUUGCGUUUGUUUCUGGUUUUCUGCUCUUUUUCGUGAAGAUAAGCUGAAAAUUGGAGGGUGACUGAGUGCUUGCUUUCUUGGGAAUCAUAGUUUGAUGAGAAUGGAUUUUGAUUCUUGGAUCCAUUUCUUCUGGAGAGCUGAAGUUUCGAACCCAGACAAUAGCGAGAUAGACAGAUAGAGAGAGAGAGUAGAGCUGAAUUAAAGUGAGGUGCUUGGAUUGAUUAAAGAUGGAAGCGUGUUCUGCAGCCCAAUGAGUUUAAGCAACUCCAUCAAUUUUUCUUCAGGAUAUCCUUUGCAUGUGAGUUGGACCAAUAGAAGGCUUAUCGAAUAUGGUUGCAUCCCCAUUCAUAUUAUUUAGUUGGAGACAGAAUAUGUAAAGCAAAGUUGUCUGCCAUUAUUAGAUAGAAAGGAGGUUCAAGAUGGAAGAUAAAUUUUCUGAUGCUCAGAAAGGUAGCCAUGCUAGCGAGGAUUCAUCAUCAAAAAGCUCCAACAAGGAUAGAGGAUUAUCAGGUGACAAUGGUUUAGAUGGUUCAGAAUCAAAAUUGAAAAGGUUGGUGAGAAGGACAAAUUCACAGCACACUUUUAUUUUAAAAGUAAAGCAAUUACAACGCAGCAGAAGUUACAUUAAGGAAUCUUUUCUUCGAAGCAUUCGUAUCUUGGAGAGUUGGAUCCCAAAGCAUAUGGUAACAGUAGAUGAGAAAUAUCUUCGUCGAUGCCUAGAAUUAAUUCAUGUCAGUGCUUCAAAAGCAGCCCCUCGAAAUAUCUCCCUAAACUUGGAAUGGGGAGAAAUGGGCAUUUUGUCUGAUGGCUCGAGUCCAGUUAAAAUAGAUAAUGAAAAUACAUGUGAUUUCGCUAGGUUUCAUUUUGACUGUCCGUUGGCAUCUGCGAAUGGGAGUGUAGUUAUUAGUCCAGCAGGACACUGGAUUGUUGGUUCCAUUAUGGGUAGCAAGAGUAUGGUAAAUAUUCUUAACAGCCCUUUGUUUCACAAGUAUGGUGCAUAUGAUGGUGAUGCCAAUUUUGAGAAAGUUAGUUUCAGUGAUGUUGAUAGAUCUCCAUAUGAUUUCAUGAACUCUCCAGGUGUGUUGAGUAAUUAUUUAUCCAGCAAACUACACAAGGAAGCAUCAGUUCCAGGAAACCAUAAAUAUAAAUCUGAGCCUCUGCAUGAAAGACUUGCUUCUGUGUCAAGUACAAACUCUUCAUGUUCUGAUCAGUCUUCUUCAUCUCUCACUGCAACUAGUACUCAAGGAAUGCUCCAAUGCACAUGGAAGGGUGGGAGCCCACAUUUUGUUUUCUCUCUGGAUGAUCAAAAAGUGGUUUAUGUGGCCAACUUGUGGAAGGUCGAACCUGCAAAUGAUAAAGCUGUGGACUAUACAUACCUGUUCCAUUUAAGGAUGGGUGGCCAAAAGGAACAUGAAAUUCGUGAUAGUGACUCUCAUCUCGUAGGUAAGAUGAAGGUAUCAACUUCUUUUACCCUGUGCCCAAACAAGUCAAAAAUCAUGGAGAGAGAAUUUGUUUUAUUUGGUGGUAAUGAAAAUCUUUCGCGAAUGCAAAAUUCAAUCAAUGACCUCAAAAAGAAUAAGGGAUUGUCAAAGAAGGUAGCAGAAGUGUUCCGGAGCAGUCACUCAAUGAAAAAGAGAACUACCUCCAGAUUUACUGGAUCAAGUGCCAUACUGGAGGAUUCUUCUUGGGAGCCAUUUCAAGAUAUAGAUAACAAUGUUGAUGCACUUUGUGGGCCUGACCUUUUAGCAAAUCAUCUUCCACCAAAUUUUGAAUUAGUUGCCAUUGUUGUGAAGGAACAUCUUCCUGAUAGUCAACAACAGAAGGUUGGAGGUUGGGGUAUGAAAUUUCUCAAGAAAUCAAGUGUAAAGCGAACAGAUGAUCUUAUGGAAUCCUCACAACCUCAUGGUUGUUGUGUGCGAGAUACUGGUGACUGUUCAACAAGUAUGGAUGUUCUUAUUCCAGCUGGUCUUCAUGGUGGGCCAAGGACCAGAAAUGGUGGUCCUUCCAGUCUUAUUGAAAGAUGGAGUUCAGGUGGAUGUUGUGACUGUGGGGGCUGGGACCUAGGGUGCCCAUUAACACUACUUAAGAACAGAAUGAGUAACAAAGAGCUUUCACCCCAAGCAGAUAUGCAGGGAGAGUGCAAGUUAGUUGAUUUAAUCAUACAGGGUUCAGAGAACAGUGCUCCCCCCUUGAGGAUGGUGAACGUUCACAAUGGCUUGUAUUUUGUCAAUUUCCAGUCAACUCUGUCAGCUUUGCAGUCUUUCUCAAUUGCAGUGGCAUUUAUUCAUACCCAGAGUCCUGCUCUCCGACCUCAAGAUGUACAGGAAUUAAAGUAGCAAGAUUCAGGAUUGAGGUCUAUGUAGUUAUUGUAACUCCUCCCUUACUGUAUUACUGCACUUCAUAAGUCAAUAUUUGAGUAUUUAUACAGAUAUUUAGAAGUUACUUCAUGUGAGUUUAUAGUUUAAUCUGUUUAGUGUCAGAUUGUCUUCUCAUCAUAGGUUUGUUGGUUCCUGCUACUGAUAGUGAUUGAGAUUGUUUAUCAGACAAGAAAACUCAUGUAACCUACUCUGUUCUGAUUGAGUGUACAUUUUUUUUUUAAUUGGAAAAUGUACAAGUUUUUGAUAAGGAGAAUUCGGACUGAAUGUUUUUGUUCA